Messenger RNA from Dacryopinax primogenitus, 447 nucleotides. RefSeq lists its product as uncharacterized. Lineage: Eukaryota; Fungi; Basidiomycota; Dacrymycetes; Dacrymycetales; Dacrymycetaceae. The record is from RefSeq and is a predicted model, not a curated record. The annotation marks the transcript as partial. The transcript has 2 exons.
UUUCUUGCUUCAUGCAGACAUGCUUUCAUUCUCAUAUCCACAGACAUGAUACAGUUGGGCAAACUUGCAAAGUACUCAUUAGUGUGCCUCAAGAAGAUCUUGAGCAUGUUGGGUCAGGAUCUUGCCAUGGGUUAUGAUAUUGGCUGCAACCACUCCAAGACCAUCACAAACAGCACCCUUGAUCCCAUGGCCCAUUCUCAAGCCUUGCAAGUUUUUGUGGGUGCAUUCCAUGGGUAUGCCCACAAUUGGCAAUGUCAGCUUCAAUACCAUCCUCAAUUCAUCACCUCAGCUGGUCUCAAAGUUUUUGAGACUAACAAGUGGAUCUUCUCAAAGCAGAACUUGACUGCUCUGCUCUUUUGGCAUGCCUCAGAGUAUCACAGGCAUGUGACCUUGCAUUGUUUCUGGGUGAGAUGGGAUGAGGACCAACAAGCUGGCCUAGGUGCAUGA